Messenger RNA from Gadus macrocephalus (Pacific cod), 2436 nucleotides. Its product is annotated as zinc finger protein 664-like. Gene Ontology annotation, cellular component: nucleus. Lineage: Eukaryota; Metazoa; Chordata; Actinopteri; Gadiformes; Gadidae. Gene Ontology annotation, biological process: regulation of transcription by RNA polymerase II; central nervous system development. The coding region runs from base 317 to 1534 and encodes 405 amino acids. The record is from RefSeq and is a predicted model, not a curated record. Gene Ontology annotation, molecular function: DNA-binding transcription factor activity, RNA polymerase II-specific; RNA polymerase II cis-regulatory region sequence-specific DNA binding. The transcript has a single exon.
CCUUUAUAAACUGAGAAUGUACUCGAAUCUGCCUUCUCAGCAGGAGCCUUUAACCCUUAACCAUCCAAAGGGCGACAAGGAAAAUGCAUAAUCAACAAAUAGAAGUUAGAAAGAAUGUCAAAAUAUAAUUCUUCCAAUACACAAGUGUGUACAAAGUACAAACUGUAUACCUUUUGUGAAAACGAUUAAUUAAAAACAUCACUUUCUCUCUUUCUCUGUUUUCCUCUCUGAAGAAGACAAUGACAUCAGAGACUGCAGCACGCAGCGCGGCGCCACCUCGGAGAGUCUGCGUGUGGACGCCCCUGGCUCCUCCCACAUGUCAAGUCACAGCGGGGAGCUGCGCAUCCUGAGCGUUUACGGACAAGGGGAGGGCCCACUGGCGGUGGACGGCCAUGGCACCCUCUUCGCGGCGUCAGAGCUGGAGGCUUUGAGCUCGAUGUCCGCUGACCACAGCGUGGCCAAGAGCCUGAACUGCAGCGUGCGGCUGGUCCGCCUUGAGGAGCUGACUGGGCAUCAGGGCGGCCGCAAGGGCCGGCCCGGUGUCUUGUGUGGAAAGGUUAUUCCCAACAAUGCCAAUAUGAUCGUCCACAUGAGGACUCACUCCGGCGAGAAGCCCUACAGGUGUGACCGAUGCAUGAAGUGCUUCAGUCACAAAGGCAAACUGAAUAAACAUGUAAUGACUCACUCUGGGGAGAAGCCCUACAAGUGUGACCAAUGCACGGAGCGCUUCAGUCGGACAGGCACCCUGAAGAUCCACCUGAGGACUCACUCCGGGGAGAAGCCCUACAAGUGUGACCAAUGCACGAAGCGCUUCCGUCGGACAAGCCACCUGAAGAUCCACCUGAGGACUCACUCCGGCGAGAAGCCCUACAAGUGUGACCAAUGCCCGAAGCGCUUCAGUCAGAAUAACAUCCUGAAGAACCACAUGAGGACUCACUCCGGGGAGAAGCCCUACAAGUGUGACCAAUGCACGAAGCGCUUCCGUCGGACAAGCAUUCUGAAGAGCCACACGAUGACUCACUCCGGUGAGAAGCCCUACAAGUGUGACCAAUGCAUGAAGGGCUUCAGUCAGACAAGCCACCUGAAGAUCCACCUGAGGACUCACUCUGGGGAGAAGCCCUACAAUUGUGACCAAUGCACGAAGCGCUUCAGUCAGUCAGGCACCCUGAAGAUCCACCUGAGGGCUCACUCUGGGGAGAAGCCCUACAGGUGUGACCAAUGCACGAAGUGCUUCAGUGAGAAAGGCACCCUGAAUAAACACAUGAGGAGUCACUCCGGGGAGAAGCCCUACAAGUGUGACCAAUGCACGAAGUGCUUCAGUCUGAAAGACCCCCUGAACGUCCACAUGAGGACUCACUCCGGGGAGAAGCCCUACAAGUGUGACCAAUGCACGAUGCGCUUCAGUCAGAAAGGCCACCUGAAGAUCCACAUGAGGACUCACUCCGGGGAGAAGCCCUACGGGUGCGACCAAUGCAUCAAGCGCUACAGUCAGAAAUGCAAGCUGAACAUCCACAUGAGGAUUCACUCCGGUUAGACGCCCUGCCUGUUAGUGCAUUGCAACGCCAGCUACAGCGACCCAAGCAAUUUGAGUGUGCACAUGCUCAAGGACACGGGCAAUGGGGUAAUUUCACACAGGGUAACGGGGCGCUUUGAUUGAGAGCUCUGUCCGGUAUUUGUCGAAAAAACUGCUUUUAGUUUUUCUUUUCAUCAGGAUUAAACACUUUCCAGCUUUUGAUUCGCUUUGUUUUGCUUUGUUUUAAUUUUAGUAAUUCAUGUCUGUGUGAUAAAGAACUUAUUUCUCUGACUCUUCUAACAGAAAAAUAUUAGGAAACGUUCACAUCGUUGGUAAAUACAAAGGAAACUUGUGAGGGGAGUAUACCACGAACCUCGCUGAACAAACCCAGGCUUUCUUGGGAAAACCUGGUUCGACAGAGACGCAACUCGCAGUCAGAGUUAAAUGGUUCCACGACACUCACUCUAGAUUAAAUUAGUCUAACCAGGUUUUCCGCUUUAGGUUCAAUGCGCGUUCACAUAAAAGGUGUGUUCAUCACGUCAUUUGACUCCCCCUUAUGCAAAGUGAAUCGAGCGUGUGUGGUGUAUUAUGAAUUCCUACGAGGAAUUCAAGGUCCAAAUCACACCCAAGGGGAACACGGUUGCCCAUAAUAUGGCUAGGGUAGCGUGCUGGCAAAAAAUAGCCGUCCGUGUUCAUUCGUAAGUGAAAAGAUUCUGCAUAUUGUCUAAAAAUAUCAUGUAUCAUCAUGCCUUUUACCCCCAUAGAUGUGGUGCCAGCACGGUCCUACGUACAUGGGGCCAAGUCAAAAAUAAAUAUUAAAAUAAUAUUCAAUGUGGUAAGUUGUAAGCAUCCAUUUGAAUAAUUUCAGGUGAAUCUAGCCUAUGAUUUGCAAUGGCCUAGGCUCCAACCUUUAGUCACAUGUU